Molecule: messenger RNA, 3114 nt
Organism: Drosophila nasuta
Lineage: Eukaryota; Metazoa; Arthropoda; Insecta; Diptera; Drosophilidae
Product: PX domain-containing protein kinase-like protein
Exons: 10
Coding region: 211-2145 (644 amino acids)
Biological process (GO): protein phosphorylation; endosome to lysosome transport; protein targeting to lysosome
Cellular component (GO): early endosome; plasma membrane; late endosome
Molecular function (GO): ATP binding; protein kinase activity; actin binding
Source: RefSeq, a predicted model, not a curated record
ACGACACAAAAUAAUAAAAAGCCCGAAGUUUCGGGUCUAAUUGGACCAACAGAAACGAAUAGAAAACAAUUCAAAAACAGUUUGUGUGUGCUUUAAAUAAAAUUGUUGGGUGGAGACAAAUACAGAUACACACAGUCACGAAGAGCAAACACAUACAUACACACAUAUUUGGCAGCUAAAGCGAAGUGAAAAUGCAUCUGCAAGAAACAAAUGGCAAUAUUUGCGAGCAGAUAUGAAAGAAAACUACCUAUUGAUGACACUGAGGCCAUAAGCUGCGAGAUCGCAACCGUCGAGGAGGUCGACGGACAUACGGAGUAUUUGCUGCGUGUGCAGAGGGGAAAUAGCUGCUGGAAUGUUCUACAUCGAUACAAUGACUUCAAUAAGCUGCAUCAAAGUCUUCGUAUCUCUGGCAUCGAUCUGCCGUUGCCUGGCAAGCGCAUCUUUGGUAAUAUGCGACCGGACUUCAUAGCUGAACGGAAAGAAGCACUGCAAGUUUACAUAAACACAAUACUAAUGAAUCCCAUUUUGGCAUCAUCGCUGCCAGCCAAGCGUUUCGUUGAUCCCGAAAGCUACUCUCAGUCAUUCCACGAUCAUGCAUUACAGAAUGCGCUACUAUGUCUGCGCAAUGAUACGGUUUGGGCUUUAGGCGCCACAAUGGGCGCCAUAGGCUGGCGACUGCGUAAGCAUUACUUUAAGGUGACCACGAAGCCGCCAGAGAAGAGCAGCAACAAGUUGGUGAAGAGCGGUUCGCAGACGCAGCAAAGCAAACACUUUGCCUCGGGCAGCAAUGGAGGUAGUCACUCCAUCUCCAUUGAUGCGGGCAGUGUGGAUCCCAAUGCGGAAAUGGUCGCUGAAUGGUUGGAGUACGGUCCGGACAAGUAUGUGGAGGAAAAGGAGAUGAAUGGUGUACUGAAGAGUUUGAUGGGCUUGCAGCAUCCGCACAUUGAAUCCAUUGUGCUCGCUGCCAACACGGAAAAUGGUUGCCUCUUUAUCAGAAAAUUCCAUAAGCAUGGUACUCUCAAGGAUGUGCUUUGCAUGGCCACGCCAAAGAAUCCAUUCCUGAGCAAAUACGGCAAUCCCAAAGGACGCACUGCACUCUCCAUGAAACAAGUGGCCACCUACGGUAAACAGAUAUUAGAUGCUUUGAUCUUCUUGCACUCUAAAGGCUAUGCUUAUGGUCACUUGCAUUCAGGCAACAUUGUUAUUGUGGAUGAUUGUGUUAAGCUGUUGGAUGUCGAGAAUCAUCUGCUGGGUGUGCCUGCUUUUUAUCGACCAUUCUUUGUGCAACACAGCAAGAUUCAUGCCAUCGAGACAAUCGAUGUCUAUUGCUUUGGUCAUGUGCUCUUCGAAAUGGCCAUGGGGUAUCCGCUGCAGGAGUCGGUUGUGCGGCAGAUCACGGAGUGUCCCGAGGCAUUAAAAUCACUAUUGGAGAGCAUACUGUCGAAGGAAGCCUGCAAGGCUGGUCUGCCCACAUUGGAUCAAUUGAUGGGUCACAGGUUUUUCACGCAGUAUGCAACCGAGAGUGCAUCCUCCGCUGAAAAGCCACACUUUAAGCUUUCGUUGAAUGCCAAGGAACUGCUUCGUCAGGCUGCUGUGAAGAGCGAGAAUCGUUUGCGCGACGAACAAAAGUCGGUGAAGAACCAAAAGCGCAUUGUACGCGUCCAAGAGCUCAUGAGUUCUGAGGAGGAGAAGCGCAAAUCAAAGCAAAAAGCAAAAUUAGAGCACAAACAGUCGAAGCUAAAGCAACAGGGGUCACUCCAAGCAAGCAAUGGACGCUUGUCGCUGGUCGCUGCGACUGCUGUUGCCUCAACAAGCGCAGCUGCUGUUGGCGGCAGCGGUGGCGGGGGCGUGGGGCUAAGCACAGCAGACUCAUUCAAUCGCUCCGACAGCACACCCGAAGAACCACCCAUACUGGCUGGCCACAAAACGCACACAACUAUUGGAGGUCAGACAGCGCGCCAGGAGUUGCCUAGCAGCAGCAGCGGUGCUGUGGGAGCGUCCGUGGAGAGGCAAACAUCGACACCGAAUAUGGCAUCGGAGGACGCGGAAGCUGGCGAGGAUGAUGAACCCACACGCUCUGCGCUGCUCGAGUCAAUUUGCAAGUUUAACCGCGGCUCGCUGCGCAAAGUGCGAUCCAACGAUUAGGAUGCGAGUGUAGAUGGAGGGGAGGAAUGUUAGAUGUGUCAUGAAUUUUUCAUUAAAUACAUUUUGGACCAAAUGUGGCGUUAUGAAAUAACGGUUCCAUUAAAUUAAAACAAAACCAAAAAUAGCGAACAAAAGACGUUGAAAGGGACGCCUAAAUAGGCUGCAGAAGAAAUCAAUUGAAUAACCAGCAAAUAGAUAAUUACAAAAACAAAACAAAAAAACACUUUGGUAAAACGAAUGCAUCUAUUUAUGGGCAUCGACAACACAAAUAACAAUCCAGCAUAAGUACUAAGUAUAACUAUAUUUACUAACGAAACCCACUGAAUCUGUGUCCACAAGCAACAAAAACAAAACGAAUAUUCGCAAAAUGUUUUAUGAACAACUCAAUGAUAAAAGAUAAAUAGUUAAAUAUGUACGUCUGUCUAUACUCUCAAUAUAUAUACAUAUAUAUGAUAAGUUAUGAAUCACACUCGGUCGAAGCGGCAAAAAUGUACGCAACUAAAGCUUUACAUAUACAUAUACAAAACUACAUAUACAUAUAUACAAAAAAAACAUGACCACUACACGACUGAGAAUUAAACCUUUCGUACGAAUAUCUUAAAAAUGGAAAUGGAAACAAAACCACAAAAAACUUUAAAAACUUUCCAAAAAAAAUCUUAACUUAUAAGUCUGCACCAAAAAAAAAACAUUAAUCUAAAACUAUAUAUGUAUAUGUAACAACCACAAAAGACGCAUAUGUAUAUGUAACUUAAGUACACACAUUGUAAUUUGUUCCUUGAUGUCCAGCUCCAAUCGCCAUUGUCAAAGAUUGAGGCCAAAAACAAAAAAGCAAAAAAAAAUUAUGCUGCACUUCCAUUGUUAUUUUGUUUACUUUUUAUUUUGUUUUUAUUAUGUUUUGUUAUAGACAAUUUCUUAUUGAUUAUGUGUGUAAUGGAAAUAAAAUCUCUGUAAAUCAAUUGAUAUAUACAA